GGAACCACUAGUUUCCAUCUUUCCUUACUCCGGCAGUUAAAUGCUUAUCGUUGGACCUCUAUAGAAUCGAGAGCAUCUCUUAUUGAUCGCAACGCGGCAAGAAGUAAGAGCGUUCUCCUACUGAGAUAAAAGUGGACGUGGACAAUCACCUAGACCUCGUUGACGAGUACAUAGUCUCUGACAGCGAAAAGAUCGGAGGAUGUGAUUUACUAUGCCUUCGCACGUGGAUCAGUAACCUUAGAUUUUGAGAGUGUGAAGCAAGAAUCAGUUGGCGCUACCUUUCCAUUAGUACUAAACACACUUGUGGACAUGGAGCUAUACUUUGGUGUCCUCUGCCUCCUUUCACUACUUCAUAUUGCUAAAGGUAGCCUGUUGUGUUCCGUGUGUGACAGCGUUACGAAGCCCGACUGCGAGGUGAACCCCCCAGCAGCGACGUUGUGUUGGCAGUCAGGACAAGGAGUGAAACAAAGCUGCACUACAAUCAGGGAAUACAAGAUUGAUACAGAAAUCCUGCUGAUGUUCCGUCGGGAUUGUUCCACGAUGGACGAAGGCACGUGUUACAACCCUCAGGGUCAAAACAAAACUCUGUGUAUUGACGUAUGCUUCACCGAUAACUGCAAUGCCGCUGCCUCAUCAGUUUUACCGUCCUACAAGUCGCUGCUGCCUCUGAUCACGGCGCUGCUGCUGCUGCUUCCAUGCCUUUAAUGAUUCAUACACCUACACAUGUUAUGUUUCAUGGGGCGAACCCUCGUAUGUCCAGACACCUCAUUGACGCUGCGAACUAAAUUAUCUAUAUUUUAAAUUCAUCGUUUCCAUAACCAAAGUUUUGUUAAAUGGGUAAUUAUGAGUGAGGAUGUGAUGUACUGUCACCUAAACACAUCUGGACGGUCAAUGAAAUCGUCCGAAAUUAUCCUUUGGAGCUAGUAAUGUCGCUUGG
Molecule: messenger RNA, 937 nt
Organism: Haliotis rufescens (red abalone)
Lineage: Eukaryota; Metazoa; Mollusca; Gastropoda; Lepetellida; Haliotidae
Exons: 3
Coding region: 310-705 (131 amino acids)
Source: RefSeq, a predicted model, not a curated record